This is a messenger RNA of Fraxinus pennsylvanica, 432 nucleotides long. The record is from the annotation of a GenBank genome assembly. NCBI's taxonomy places the organism in Eukaryota, Viridiplantae, Streptophyta, Magnoliopsida, Lamiales, Oleaceae.
AUGUCUGAGAUUGACACCUCGGCGCCGUUCGAAUCAGUGAAACAACCGGUGAAUCGAUUUGGUAGGAUGGGUUUUUGGAAACCCACCUCUCAUAACCCCUUUGCACAAGUUGAAGUUUUCAACUUGUGGCCUAGAGGAUUGUGGGAACAGGUUCAUGUGCACCUCAAGCGACACUUGAUGAAUGAUUUGCCUCAAACAGAUGAUGUUGUUGCUCAGUGGUGUAGGGAUGCCUUUGUGGCCAAGGAUAAGUUAUUGGACAAGCAUGUAGCUGAGGAUUCCUUCCGUGAACAAUUGCAAGACACUGGCCGGCCAGUGAAGUCCCUAUUGGCAAAGGACUACAAGCGGCCAACGUAUGAGGAAGUUAUGAGAACCUUUCGGCCUUACUUUGUUGGCGCUGAACCAGCUACAAAAUGCCAUUCUACAAAAUGGUGA